Molecule: messenger RNA, 671 nt
Organism: Gymnogyps californianus (California condor)
Lineage: Eukaryota; Metazoa; Chordata; Aves; Accipitriformes; Cathartidae
Gene: SSR3
Product: signal sequence receptor subunit 3
Exons: 5
Coding region: 1-564 (187 amino acids)
Biological process (GO): SRP-dependent cotranslational protein targeting to membrane
Cellular component (GO): membrane; endoplasmic reticulum
Source: RefSeq, a predicted model, not a curated record
AUGGCUCCCAAGGGCGGCCCCGGCGGGCGGCAGCAGUCGGAGGAGGACCUGCUCCUGCAGGACUUCAGCCGCAACCUCUCCGCCAAGUCCUCCGCGCUCUUCUUCGGCAACGCCUUCAUCGUCUCCGCUAUCCCCAUCUGGCUUUAUUGGAGGAUAUGGCAUAUGGAUCUUGUUCAGUCUGCAGUCCUGUAUAGCGUAAUGACCCUCAUCAGUACCUAUCUAGUAGCUUUUGCGUAUAAGAACGUCAAGUUUGUUCUCAAACACAAAGUAGCACAGAAAAGAGAAGAUGCUGUUUCCAAAGAAGUUACUCGCAAGCUGUCUGAGGCAGACAAUAGGAAGAUGUCUCGUAAGGAGAAGGAUGAAAGAAUUCUGUGGAAAAAAAAUGAAGUUGCAGAUUAUGAAGCAACAACUUUUUCCAUCUUCUACAACAAUACUCUCUUUCUGGUUUUGGUCAUCAUUGCUUCAUUUUUUGUGCUGAAGAACUUCAACCCCACUGUAAACUAUAUUCUUUCUAUAAGUGCUUCGUCUGGACUGAUUGCUCUGCUGUCUACAGGAUCCAAGUAGACAAAAAAACCCCACAGCAAUUUAUUUCUGUGAGAGGAUUCAACUGCCAUACAAAAGUUUAAGGGUGGAACAGGAAUACAUUUUUUUUAUGGUGUGACUGCUUGAGG